AUGGAGCCUAAAGUCCCGUGGUGGACUUCUCCAAUAGAAGCCGUAGCAGUAAAACGGAAAAAUACUCAGGAAAGCUGGCCAACAUAUAAAACACUUCUAAAAAAUGAAGAUAACCAAAUAAAAUUAAAAAACUUUGAGGAAAUAAGAGGACACAUCUCAGACUGGUUCCAAUAUCAUCAGUUAUUUGAAAAAUUUAAAUCUGACAAACAAAAGGGGUUCUCAACAGAAAUUUCCCGAUUCGAAUCUGAUCUUGUAAAUUCUAAAAGAAAAACUCUUUCCAAAACUUAUCGACUCCUCCUUGACUGGACAGUCAAGGAGGAGGAGGUAACAGUGGCAAUGGUGAGGUGGUCCCAGGAUUUUGGCCAUUCAAUAACCAUGGCCCAAUGGGAAAAUUUAUGGAAGAUCAAUUGGAAAUUCACAAAUUGUUACAUGAUUAGAGAGAACUUUCAAAAAAUGCAACAUCGAUGGUAUCUAACACCAUGGAAACUUUCAAAAAUGUAUAAAAAAGUGUCACGUAAUUGUUGGACAUGCGGUGAAUCAGGAACAUUCUACCAUAUGUGGUGGAUAUAUAGGAAAAUACAGGUAUUCUGGGAGAGUAUCCAUGCAGAACUGCAAAAAAUGCUAAAGAUCUCUUUGAAAUAA
This is a messenger RNA of Podarcis lilfordi (Lilford's wall lizard), 642 nucleotides long. The record is from the annotation of a GenBank genome assembly. Lineage: Eukaryota; Metazoa; Chordata; Lepidosauria; Squamata; Lacertidae.